AGUAGCAAGACCUUGGCGGAACUGGACGAAGAUCUCCGUCAGAAGAUGGCGGCAAUGGUGGGCGAUGGAGGAGAGGCGGGCGUCGAAUACGAAGACGGAAAGCCCGUCGCCAUGAAACGAGGAGUGCGCGAGAACAUGUUCCGUUAUAUUUGA
This is a messenger RNA of Dissoconium aciculare CBS 342.82, 153 nucleotides long. RefSeq lists its product as uncharacterized. The transcript has a single exon. The annotation marks the transcript as partial. The record is from RefSeq and is a predicted model, not a curated record. NCBI's taxonomy places the organism in Eukaryota, Fungi, Ascomycota, Dothideomycetes, Mycosphaerellales, Dissoconiaceae.